GCCUGCCUGGGAGCUGAACUCAUCAUGACUAACUGAAGGCUUGGCAUUGAACUCCCACAGAAUGAUGAGUCAUAUGGAGCUGCUUAUUUCCUUGAGAAUAGCAAGAAGCAAUGGAAAAUUAUCCUUUGAAUUCGAGAGCCCAGGAGUGGCAUGCAUGAGCCUGAUUUCACAGCGGAACCCGUGGCAGGAAGCUCACCCUGAUGCUUGAAGGAGGGGAGCUCUGGAGCCCUUGGAGGCCUGGCAGGAUGUGCAGGGGUGGAAUCUCCUUCCCUGAGGUGUGAGAAUGCUCUCAACCCCCGGAUGCAGCAGAGUUCACUCCAGCAAGGAUUUCAUUUCAGUGCCAGGAUGUUUGCAGGAGCUGUGAGAGCCUGCUGGACUUUAUGAUGCUCUGGGAGGUGAGCACAGUGCAGGCACUCAGCAGGUUCCUUCUCCCAGACCUGGUAAAAACAGAGAGCUCGGGAAAUCCAGUGUGGAAUGAGAGCUCAGGAAAUCCAGUGUGGAAUGAGAGCUCAGGAAAUCCAGUGUGGAAUGAGAGCUCAGGAAAUCCAGUGUGGAGUGAGAGCUCAGGAAAUCCAGUGUUGAAUGAGAGCUCAGGAAAUCCAGUGUGGAAUGAGAGCUCAGGAAAUCCAGUGUGGAAUGAGAGCUCAGGAAAUCCAGUGUGGAAUGAGAGCUCAGGAAAUCCAGUGUGGAAUGAGAGCUCAGGAAAUCCAGUGUGGAAUGAGAGCUCGGGAAAUCCAGUGUGGAAUGAGAGCUCAGGAAAUCCAGUGUUGAAGGAGAGCUCGGGAAAUCCAGUGUGGAAUGAGAGCUCAGGAAAUCCAGUGUGGAAUGAGAGCUCGGGAAAUCCAGUGUGGAAUGAGAGCUCAGGAAAUCCAGUGUUGAAGGAGAGCUCGGGAAAUCCAGUGUUGAAGGAGAGCUCAGGAAAUCCAGUGUGGAAUGAGAGCUCAGGAAAUCCAGUGUGGAAGGAGAGCUCGGGAAAUCCAGUGUGGAAUGAGAGCUCGGGAAAUCCAGUGUGGAAUGAGAGCUCAGGAAAUCCAGUGUGGAAGGAGAGCUCGGGAAAUCCAGUGUGGAAUGAGAGCUCGGGAAAUCCAGUGCUGUCCUGGGUGUGGAUGCAGCAGUGGGUGCUGCAGUACAUGCAGGCACUGACCCAGCCAGUGGCACCCUCAGUCCUUAGCUGAGUCUGCACCCUUGAACAGAAAAUUGCUCACCUCAGGGGUCUCAGCCCACACAACUGUUUGGAUUACAUGCCGUUUUUGUCUGCACCCAAAAAUUACUAUUA
Messenger RNA from Motacilla alba alba, 1276 nucleotides. RefSeq names its product transcription elongation factor spt5-like. The transcript is spliced from 2 exons. The coding region runs from base 381 to 1175 and encodes 264 amino acids. The record is from RefSeq and is a predicted model, not a curated record. NCBI's taxonomy places the organism in Eukaryota, Metazoa, Chordata, Aves, Passeriformes, Motacillidae.